GAUAUUUCUGUUACUUGGGCCUGUGUUUCUGUCAGGGACCCUGCAGUAUUGUGUCCAGCUCCUCGUGCUAUAGCCAAAUUGAUUGGUGGAUUCCUGGCUACUCCAUAGGAGAGAAAAGUGAUCAUCCAGAAUCGCUCAGUUGUUCCUCUCCGCUGCCGUGCACCUGUUAAAAAUGACAAGGAAUUUGUCUACGGGAAUCUCAAACAGAUCACAUCAGGUUUGCUGUCUCUAUCCAGAUAUUUAAGACGAGGAGCAAGGGAUUCAUUCAACCUUCCUUCCUGCUCAGACUGUGUGGAGGGAUUCAUUUGCUCAUCUGACCGACCGGCUCACCCAUUAUUUUACACAAGAGAGAGUCCGUUCAUAUUCUCAGACUGUGGGAAGGGAUUCACUCGGUCAUCUCAACUGAAGGAACAUCAGCGGGUUCACACUGGGCAAGGCCAUUCAUCUGUUUUGUGGGUGAGAAGGGAUUCAGUCACUCUUCCCACCUGUGGACACACCAGUGAGUUCACACUGGGCAGAGGCUGGUCAUCUGCUGAAUUUGUGGGGAAGGAUUCACUCGGUCACCUGACCUAAUGGCACACCGGCGAGUUCACACUGGAGAGAGGCCGUUCACCUGCUCAGACUGCGGGAAGGGAUUCACUUGCUCAUCCCAACUGAAGGUACACCAGCAAGUUCACACCGGGGAGCGGCCGUUCACCUGCUCAGACUGUGGAAAGGGAUUCCCUUGCUCAUCUAACCUGAAGGAGCAUCAGCGAGUUCACACUGGAGAGAGGCCGUUCACUUGCUCAGACUGCGGGAAGGGAUUCACUCGGUCAUCCACCCUAAUGGCACACCAGCGAUUUCACACCGGGGAGCGGCCAUUCACGUGCUCAGACUGUGGAAAGGGAUUCCCUUGCUCAUCUAACCUGAAGGAGCAUCAGCGAAUUCACACUGGAGAGAGGCCGUUCUCUUGCUCAGACUGUGGGAAGGCAUUCAUUUCGUCAUCUAAACUGAAGGUUCAUCAGCGAAUUCACACUGGGGAGAGGCCAUUCACCUGCUCAGACUGCGGGAAGGGAUUCACUCAGUCAUCUGACCUACUGGUACACCAGUCAGUUCACACUGGGGAGAGGCCGUUCACCUGCUCAGACUGUGGGAAGGGAUUCACUUGCUCAUCUAAACUGAAGGAACAUCAGCAAGUUCACACUGGAGAGAAGCCGUUCACCUGCUCAGACUGUGGGAAGGGAUUCACAUACUCAUCUAAACUGAAGGAACACCAGCGAGUUCACACUGGAGAGAAGCCGUUCACCUGCUCAGACUGUGGGAAGGGAUUCACUUGGUCAUCGGACCUACUGGUACACCAGCGAGUUCACACUGGAGAGAGGCCGUUCACCUGCUCAGACUGCGGGAAGGGAUUCACUUGCUCAUCCCAACUGAAGGUACACCAGCGAGUUCACACUGGGGAGAGGCCGUUCACCUGCUCAGAGUGUGGGAAGAGAUUCACUCGGUCAUCUGAACUACUGGUACACCAGUCAGUUCACACUGGGGUCAGGCUGUUCACCUGCUCAGACUGUGGGAAGAGAUUCACUCGGUCAUCCACCCUAAUGGCACACCAGCGAUUUCACACCGGGGAGCGGCCAUUCACGUGCUCAGACUGUGGAAAGGGAUUCCCUUGCUCAUCUAACCUGAAGGAGCAUCAGUCAGUUCACACUGGAGAGAGGCCGUUCACCUGCUCAGACUGCGGGAAGGGAUUCACUCGGUCAUCCAAACGACUGGUACACCAGCGAAUUCACACUGGGAAGAAGCCGUUCAACUGUUCAGUCUGUGGGAUGAGAUUCAGUCAGUCAUCCACCCUACAGAGACAUCAGCGAGUUCACACUGGGGAGAAGUCGUUCACCUGCUCAGUCUGUGGGAGGAGAUUCACUCGGUCAUCCCACCUACUAAGUCAUCAGCGAGUUCACACGCGAGAGACUGUUCACCUGCUGUGAAUGUGGGAAAGAAUUCAUAUGGUCAUCUUGACUACAGAGACACCAGCAAGUUCACACCAGUGGUAGAGGCUGUUCACCUGCUCAGACACUGGGAGGAGUUUCUCUCAGCCUUCUCAAUCAAAUGUGCAUGAUUGAGUUCAGGCUGGGUACAGGCCGUUCACCUGCUGUGAAUGUGGGAAGGGAUUCACUCAGUAACCUAACCUUGUGACACACUACUGGGUUCACACUGGGGAGAAAGUUUCAGUAAGCUUCAUGCUGGAGAUUUGUCCGUCACCAUUGCUGAAUGCAAUUUCAAGAGUGACUAUCGGUGCUGAACUCUGCAAUUAUUGCUGCUGCUCACCACAUCCAGUUCUUCACACUGGCCACUGGGUGACUGGGAGGAGUUUCUUCUGGAUAUUCACCUUUAAUGGGACUAGAGUUUACAUUCUGGAUCUGGGAAAAAUAAAUCAGUUCAAUUUUAAA
Hypanus sabinus (Atlantic stingray) is the source of this 2426-nucleotide messenger RNA. RefSeq names its product zinc finger protein 229-like. The transcript has 2 exons. Bases 573 to 1964 code for a protein of 463 amino acids. The record is from RefSeq and is a predicted model, not a curated record. Gene Ontology annotation, biological process: regulation of DNA-templated transcription. Gene Ontology annotation, molecular function: RNA polymerase II cis-regulatory region sequence-specific DNA binding; DNA-binding transcription factor activity, RNA polymerase II-specific. NCBI's taxonomy places the organism in Eukaryota, Metazoa, Chordata, Chondrichthyes, Myliobatiformes, Dasyatidae.